CAGAGGGAAGAUGAGAGGGCAGGCCGAAGGGAGUCCUUGGUUCUGCUGGGUCCCCAGGCCCGGGGAGUCCCCAGCCUAACGCACUCUCCUUUCCAUUCACAGGCCCAGCCUCCUGACCACGGCGCCGCGCAUGGGGCCAUGGCCCUGCUCCCCGGGUCCGUGGAGCCCGGGCGGCGGCAGCAGGGCCCACGCCCGGCACAUCAUCAUCAAUGUGGGCGGCUGCAGGGUGCGCCUGGCCUGGGCCGCGCUGGCCCGCUGUCCCCUCGCGCGCCUCGAGCGCCUGCGCACCUGCCGUGGCCACGAGGAGCUGCUGCGCGUGUGUGACGACUACGACGUGAGCCGCGACGAGUUCUUCUUUGACCGCAGCCCGUGCGCUUUCCGCGCCAUUGUGGCGCUCCUGCGCGCGGACAAGCUGCGGCUGCUGCGCGGCCCGUGCGCGCUGGCCUUCCGCGACGAGCUGGCCUACUGGGGCAUCGAUGAGGCGCGGCUGGAGCGCUGCUGCCUGCGCCGCCUGCGCCGCCGGGAGGAGGAGGCUGCCGAGGCGCGCACCGGGUCGCGACCUGCGGAGCGCAUGGCGCCGGGAAGUCCCGGCUGCGCCCUGGGGUCCCGCGGGCGGCUGGCGCGUGGCCGGCGGCGCCUGCGCGACUUGGUGGACAACCCGCACUCAGGGCUGGCCGGCAAACUCUUCGCCUGCGUGUCCGUGGCCUUUGUGGCCGUCACAGCAGUCGGCCUGUGCCUGAGCACCAUGCCGGACAUCCGUGCAGAGGAAGAGCGGGGCGAGUGCUCCCGCAAAUGCCGCAACCUCUUCGUGCUGGAGACCGUGUGCGUCGCCUGGUUCUCCUUCGAGUUCCUGCUGCGCUCGCUGCAGGCAGAGAGCAAGUGUGCCUUCCUGCGGACGCCGCUCAACAUCAUCGACAUUCUGGCCAUCCUGCCCUUCUACGUGUCGCUGCUCGUGGGCCUGGCUGCGGGCGGCGCGGCGCGGGCAGGCGCAGGCGCAGGCGGCAACAAGCUGUUGGAGCGCGCAGGGCUGGUGCUGCGGCUGCUGCGCGCACUGCGCGUGCUCUAUGUGAUGCGCUUGGCGCGCCACUCGCUUGGGCUGCGCUCGCUGGGCUUGACGGUGCGCCGCUGCGCGCGCGAGUUCGGGCUGCUGCUGCUCUUCCUCUGCGUGGCCAUGGCCCUGUUCGCGCCACUCGUGCACCUGGCUGAGCGCGAGCUGGGCGCGGGCCGCGACUUCUCCAGCGUGCCGGCCAGCUACUGGUGGGCCGUCAUCUCCAUGACCACCGUGGGUUACGGGGACAUGGUGCCGCGCAGCGUGCCCGGGCAGGUGGUGGCGCUGAGCAGCAUCCUCAGCGGCAUCCUGCUCAUGGCCUUCCCCGUGACCUCCAUCUUCCACACCUUCUCGCGCUCUUACUCCGAACUCAAGGAGCAGCAGCAGCGGGCUGCCAGCCCUGAGCCGUCCCUGCCCGAGGAGAGCACGCGCUCUGCUUGCGCCACCGAGGACAGCUCGCAGGGUCCCGACGGCGCCUUAGAGACUGGGGACUCCGCUGAUGGCGCGUGGGAGCGCGCAGGGCCGGCCUGACCCGGGCGGGGGCCCUGCCUGCGCCCAGAGGUGGCCGUGGCUGGCGGUCACUGGAGGCUGCUCUUCUCCAGCUAGAAACAGAACCGCGGUCCUUGCCUCCCACCACGCAGAGGACAGGGACUGCCCUUGGGGGCAGCAGCUCCUAGCGCCCAAAGGGGCCCCCCUCUGGUGGGUAUACCCAGCCCACGUGCAUGCUAUCAGGAGCAGGCGGCAGAACCAGGCCUGGGCUGGCGCCGGCCCGGAAGUGACGUAGAAAGCCGUCCUGCGCUUUGAGCGGGUCCCUAGGGGGCACCCAGCCUGUCCUCCCUCGCCUCCCUGGGAAGUCAUGGCUCCUCGGCUGGUGAGUCCCAGAGCGUCCCAGCCGGUAGCGACACUGGGAGGUCACACCGCCCCAGGCCUCAGCCUGGCUCUUCCCUGCUCUUCCGCCUGGAGGUCGCUGGAGCAGAGGUGGGGGUGGGGGUGGGGUGCACCGGCGGGCAGUCCCGGAGGAGCAGUCUGGGGGCAGUCCCCUCCUGCCGCGUCCCCCCGGGUGGGCUGUGCCCCACGGGAGGAAGGCCUUCCCGGGGCACCCCGCUCUGCAGAAGUCCGCAUCCCUGCCAAGCCACAGGCACAGAGGUGUCACGUGGAUGCUCGCAGCCCCAGUUCCUUUGGGGGUGCAGCCCUGCCCUCUGACCUCCUUCGCUGGCCCUGUCCUGCGGGGGUCUUCCUGGGUCGCCUCCUCACGGGUGUCCCCUGAAACGCGCCACCCUUUCAGCUGCCAGGGGACUGCACCCUACCCGCUGGGACCCUCGUCUCCAGUAGGGACACUUCCCUGGAGCUCCAGGCCUGGGGGGGCGGUUCGGGGAGGAGAUGGGGGAGGGGGCCUUGAGCUGCUAGAAACCCGUGGUCACUGAGGCGGGAGCCUUUUCUUCUUUGGGGGGGGGGUGGAACCCGCUAAUCCCUGCGCUGAGCCGUGACUUCUGCCAAAGACCCAGCUGCAGGGGAUCCUGCACCACCCAGAGGCCCACCACCACCCC
Phyllostomus discolor (pale spear-nosed bat) is the source of this 2595-nucleotide messenger RNA. RefSeq names its product potassium voltage-gated channel modifier subfamily G member 2 (gene KCNG2). The record is from RefSeq and is a predicted model, not a curated record. NCBI's taxonomy places the organism in Eukaryota, Metazoa, Chordata, Mammalia, Chiroptera, Phyllostomidae. Gene Ontology annotation, cellular component: voltage-gated potassium channel complex; membrane. Gene Ontology annotation, biological process: potassium ion transmembrane transport; protein homooligomerization. Gene Ontology annotation, molecular function: voltage-gated potassium channel activity; protein binding.